AUGACCCGUAGUGGCGGCCGUGGUGGUGGUGAGGACGAACAGCCGCCGGACACCCCCAUCCCCGACCUGCCCUGGGUGAUCCUGGAUCACUUCGCCCACUACACCAAGUUGGGCGGGGACGAGGCAUUCGCCGACGGCACGCUAUCGGAGGUCUCCGACACCUGCACCGGUAGAUCCAUCGCCGUCUCCCUCAGGGCCGCUCCGCCCCCCGCCGUGUCUCGUCUCCACCUCCACUUUCCAGAUGGGCUCAUGCCAGAGAUGAAGGAGUUGCCCCCGCCCUGCGUCGUCGCCGCUCAUGGCCGCUCCAUACUUUUCAACACCUAUGUCCCUCACAUUGGCCAGUGCCGCCGCAACUAUUACCCCAUCGACUACUUCGUCUACACGGCCUCCGGCCGCCCAGACGGGCGCCCGUCCCUAAGGCGGCUCCCGCCUUGCUUCGAGGGUGGGCAAGUGAACCCGGAAGUGGACCGGCUCUACCGCCCGUACCGGUACCAGCAACAGCGGACGAGGAACAGUGAUGACAUCGGCCUGCUGUGCUACGGCGAGGAGGAAUUCACGGUGGCCGAGCUCUAUUCAUGGGGCGAGCUCUGCCUGCUGCACAGGGCCAUGCCAGCAAAAUCCGGGACCCUGUGUGAAACUAAAAAAUGGGCCCUAUUGCACUAA
Messenger RNA from Aegilops tauschii subsp. strangulata, 663 nucleotides. Lineage: Eukaryota; Viridiplantae; Streptophyta; Magnoliopsida; Poales; Poaceae. The record is from RefSeq and is a predicted model, not a curated record.